Messenger RNA from Phytophthora infestans T30-4, 300 nucleotides. RefSeq lists its product as uncharacterized. Lineage: Eukaryota; Oomycota; Peronosporomycetes; Peronosporales; Peronosporaceae. The transcript has a single exon. The record is from RefSeq and is a predicted model, not a curated record. The coding region runs from base 1 to 300 and encodes 99 amino acids.
AUGGCCAAGACGGAGCUUGAAAAUGCCAGCGUAGUCGACCACAACCCUCCGAAGCUAAUUAGCGUGUCCGCGUCAAAACUAGCCUCAACGGCCUCAUCAACAAGGCGGUGCAACACCGGCUCCACCUCGGCGUCCGCUUCGGUCCCUAGCACUCACGUAGUCACUCGGGCCAUCAUCAGCUUCAGCUUCGGCAGCGUCAAUAUGCUGCUGGGCGAGUUGCUCAAACAUGUCGUCGAGGUCAACACCAAUCGACUGCAGCGUCGUCCUUCCCAGGAGAAGCUCCUCUUCGGGCGCAUCUAG